AUGCUAGCUACACUUAGCCCACUUUCUCGGUCACUUGGCGGCGUUGGAUGCAGGGCGUUCAACCAGACAGCGAGACGUUGGGCCACAAAAGCACCAGAGGUUUCAUUAAAAGCUUCUUGUGGUGGCUUGAAUAAUGUCAAGUCAGAAACCAAUCGAUUGGAGAAGACUCUCCAGCGGUUCUGGUCGAAAGCCGACAGUGCUUUCAACGAGGAGUCAAAAAAGUGGGAAGUGCAGUUGGACGGGACACCGUUGAAGACGCCGUUAGGUCACCGACUCUCCAUCCCAGAAAGAAAAGAGCAGUUGGCGCUUCUCGUGGCACACGAGUGGGACAGUUUGGUUGACUUGAAGGUGAAGCCAUCAAACUUACCCUUGACAUCGAUGACAUCGCGUGCAGUGGAUAUGGAAAGAGUACACUUUGCGGAGAAAGUGGACCCAGAGAAGGUUUUGAAGAUUGGAGAGCUCCAGGACGUGAAGGAGAACUUGAUUAGAUACUUGGACACAGACACGUGCCUUAUAUUCGCCACGGAGGAUGAGUACGACGGCAAACUAAGAAAGAGACAAAAGGAGUUGUACGGGCCUUUGAUAGAGGAGUUCAAUGCGUUCUUUACCGAAUUUGCCAGGCAGAAUGGCCACUUGCCAUCACCAGACUACAAAGUGCAAUUGCAGACUUUGGAUUGCGAGACCGACGGGCUCAGAGGAAACAGCCAGACUGAAACGGAUAAAGCCAUUGUGAUUAAGUGGCUCGACAAAUUGCCCAUGUUUGACCUUGUGGCAUUGGAAAGAGCCGUGCUUACGUCCAAGUCUUUCUUGUGUGGAGCUAGUGUGUUGAGGUCCAACACCACCGAUGAGAGGUUCACGAAGGAGAUAUACCAGGUUAACAAGGCCAGUGAGCUGGAUUACUUUUUCAAGGAUAUUGAAGAGAUCAUCGAGUUGGGCAACUUGGAGACAAUUUUCCAGACCAACGAAUGGGGUGAGGUUGAAGACACCCACGACGUGGACCUGGCCGACUGGCGUAGGACGCUUAGUGCCUCCGCUCUUGUAUGCCGAUAA
Messenger RNA from Candidozyma auris, 1050 nucleotides. RefSeq names its product ATP synthase complex assembly protein ATP12. Gene Ontology annotation, biological process: mitochondrial proton-transporting ATP synthase complex assembly. NCBI's taxonomy places the organism in Eukaryota, Fungi, Ascomycota, Pichiomycetes, Serinales, Metschnikowiaceae. The record is from RefSeq and is a predicted model, not a curated record. Gene Ontology annotation, cellular component: mitochondrion. Bases 1 to 1050 code for a protein of 349 amino acids. The transcript has a single exon.